AUGAGGAAGAGCAAGGAUGAUGCUCCACAUGAGCUGGAGAGCCAGUUCGUGCUGCGGAUACCGGGUGAAUAUGCCUCCACUGUGCGGCGAGCAGUACAGUCUGGGAAUGUCAACCUGAAGGACAGGCUCACCAUUGAGCUACACGCGGACGGGCGUCAUGGGAUUGUCCGUGUAGACCGGGUGCCCCUGGCAGCCAAGCUGGUAGAUCUGCCCUGCAUCAUCGAGAGCUUAAAAACUAUUGACAAGAAAACCUUCUAUAAGACAGCGGAUAUUUGCCAGAUGCUUGUUUGCACUGUGGAUGGUGAUCUCUACCCACCUUUGGAAGAGCAAACUGUAAGCACUGACCCCAAGGCAAACAAGAAGAAGGACAAGGACAAAGAGAAGAAAUUCAUCUGGAACCAUGGCAUCACUCUUCCCCUGAAAAAUGUACGCAAGAGACGAUUCCGGAAGACAGCCAAGAAGAAGUAUAUUGAGUCUCCUGAUGUGGAAAAAGAGGUGAAACGUCUCCUGAGCACAGAUGCUGAAGCUGUCAGUGUCCGCUGGGAAGUCAUUGCUGAAGAUGAAACAAAAGAAGUAGACAACCAUGGUUCGCUCACCAGCCUGGACAUCUCAUCCCCAGGGAUGUCAGGACAUAAGCAAGGCCAUGGCUCCUCAGAACACGAUGAACUGCGAGAGAUAUUUAAUGACAUCAGCAGCAGCAGUGAAGAUGAAGAUGAGAGAGAUCAUCACGAUGAUGAAGACCUGAACAUCAUGGACGCUGAGGAGGACUUGGAGAGGCAGCUGCAAGACAAGCUGAACGAGUCUGAUGGGCAGCAACAGGAGAACGAGGGGUCCAACCAGAUAGUCAUGGGGAUCCAGAAACAGAUUGACAACCUGAAAAGUAAACACCAGGAGACCCAGGACAGGAGGAAGCGCCAGGAAGAUCUCAUCAUGAAAGUGGAGAACCUAGCCCUGAAGACCCGUCUCCAGGCUGUGCUGGAUGAGUUCAAGCAGCAGGAAGAGCGAGAGAAGCAGCAGAUGAUGUCCCUGCAGGAGCAGCUGGAGUCCCUCAUGGAGAAGUGA
Molecule: messenger RNA, 1062 nt
Organism: Merops nubicus (carmine bee-eater)
Lineage: Eukaryota; Metazoa; Chordata; Aves; Coraciiformes; Meropidae
Gene: TAF7L
Product: TAF7-like RNA polymerase II, TATA box binding protein (TBP)-associated factor, 50kDa
Exons: 12
Coding region: 1-1062 (353 amino acids)
Biological process (GO): transcription initiation at RNA polymerase II promoter; RNA polymerase II preinitiation complex assembly
Cellular component (GO): transcription factor TFIID complex
Molecular function (GO): RNA polymerase II general transcription initiation factor activity
Source: RefSeq, a predicted model, not a curated record